Molecule: messenger RNA, 1900 nt
Organism: Jatropha curcas
Lineage: Eukaryota; Viridiplantae; Streptophyta; Magnoliopsida; Malpighiales; Euphorbiaceae
Biological process (GO): chloroplast accumulation movement; chloroplast avoidance movement
Cellular component (GO): cytosol
Source: RefSeq, a predicted model, not a curated record
AGUUGCCUAAGUGCAAUUAAUAUAUCUUGUAUAAAAAAAAACUAAAACGUGAAAUUGAAAACGUAUGGAACAGAAAAAUCCAUUGCUUAAGUUAAGCCCAUGGGCCAAAAUUCAUUUUCUUGCCAAGUACUUCCAACUCUUUGACAACGGAAAAGCCCGCGAAAAAAUCUCACAACAUAACGGCCUUGUUAUCAUCCUCCUCAAAACAUUGUUUUCAAGAAGACAGCAAACAAGAAGAAUUAGAAAAGAAAAAUUGAUCACUUCAAGGCAUUCUGCCUCAAGAUUCAUCGGAAAAUAUUGUUUUCUUUAAUUGUGACAAGAAUGAAGAAUUCCUUUCUUUGCAAUAUCCAACCAACCAAGACAAUACCAAUGUGUUUUCUUGUUUUUCAACGUCGAUCCUAUAAUUAAUUUCACAGUUUUCUCUGAUGGUUCCUAUCUAUUUUCCUGAGAAAAUCCAUUUUCCAAAGCAAUUAGGUGCUCUCUUAGAAAUUAAUUAUCUCCUUUCUUGGUUACAAGAAACAUGGGUGAGAUUGAUACCAAACCUAUUGAACCUGUACAAGUUGCAAUUACCUUGUUCGGUGAAAAGAGUGAACACAGGAAACACCGGCCUACCAGUAGCAGUAGCAGCAGCAGCAACAGCAACAGCGGGGAUGAGGUUGAUAAGGAGAAAGACAUUGAAGGUCUACGAAAGGAUUUGGCAAAUUACAAGGUGCAACUAGAAGCAAAAGAUGCUGCCUAUUUGCAACUAUUACACAAACUAGAACACUAUCAGAAAACAACUGAGGAACUUUCAACUCAGCUGAAAAAUACCGAGAUUGAAAAAGAUCUCUACUUAGAAGACUGCAAAGAAGCUAACAUUCGGAUCGAUGAGCUCGAAGCUAAAGCAAAGGAAAUGACUGAUCAAAUUUUAGAAAAUGGGAAAUCCAGAGAGCAGCUUUUGCAUGUUUUAGGCGAAUUAAAGUGUGUGCAAGGAGAAUUGCUUACUAUGGAAACUCUACUUGCUGCUGCUACAGAUGAUAAGCUUAAGGCCUUAACACAAACUGCAGCCAUGCAAGCUUCUGCUAAUAUUGAAAAGGAGAGAUCUGAAGAGCUACUAAAACGCGUUAUGGAGCUUAACGAAGCUAUUUUAAUGUCUAAACAGGUUGCUCUUGAAGCAGCAAAGGAGGAGAAAACAACAGAAACAGAAGAUCAAAACCUGAGAAAACAAGAGAAUGAACUAAAAUUAUCAGAUAUAGAAGAGAAAGAAAAGAAUUCUGAUAAAGGAACUAAUUAUGUUGAGGAAAUGGAAAAAGAAAUGGAUCAGUUAAAAUUAGAAUUAAAGAAUGCAAAUGAUGAGGUGUUUCGGUCAAACUGUGAAAUUGAAAUGAGUAAAAAUGAGUUAGAAAAGGUGAAAACUGAAAUGAAAGAACUUGCAGAAAGAGAAAAUGGAGUGCAAGUAGAAAUAGCAUUAUUGAAAGCUGAGCUUCAUAAAGAAAGAGCAAAACUUGCAGCAGAAGCAAGAAAGGGUAUUGAAUGUGAUCAAGAAAAUUAUAGAAAAGUGACAAUUUCGCAAGAAGAAUAUGAGAAUUUGAUUGGGAAAGCCGGAAAUAAAAAUGAAAAUGAGAUUUUGAAAAAAGAAUUGGAAUCUGCAACAGCAAAAGUUGCAGAAUUCAGGACACGAACCGAACAGGCAGUUACGAGAGCUGAAGCAGCUGAGAGAGCGAAAUUAGCACUGGAAGAUCAGUUGAGGAAGUGGAGAGAACAGAAGCAGAGGAGAAAAGCUGCUUUAGCUGCACUUAGACAGGAAUCUUUGUCAAGAGAGUUUGGUCCUUCUUCAUCUUCGUAUGAUAGAACACCUGUAAAUUAUCAGCCAUUAGGUAAGGUUUUGAACAUGAAAUUUUAGCAUUUUAUGUUCUGUAUA